Messenger RNA from Dalotia coriaria, 1446 nucleotides. It is a transcript of the gene Pyroxd1, whose product is annotated as pyridine nucleotide-disulfide oxidoreductase domain 1. The transcript has a single exon. Gene Ontology annotation, molecular function: oxidoreductase activity; flavin adenine dinucleotide binding. The record is from RefSeq and is a predicted model, not a curated record. Bases 1 to 1401 code for a protein of 466 amino acids. NCBI's taxonomy places the organism in Eukaryota, Metazoa, Arthropoda, Insecta, Coleoptera, Staphylinidae.
AUGUCAGAAACAAGCGCAACGUUUGUAAUCGUCGGUGGAGGCAUUGCAGGCGUCACCUGUGCGGAAACACUAGCAUUCUACACGCCUACAGAGUCGAUAAUCCUGUUAAGCGAGUCGGCUUUAGUUAAAACUGUUGUAAAUCUACGCGCAAUCACACAAACCCUCUCAGAUUUCAACAUUGAAGAGAGUCACAUGUCGAAUCUAAUGCAAAAAUACCCAAAUAUCACCGUAAUCAUUGAUAAACUAGACGAAAUCAACUCUGAUGAACAAAAAAUCACAACUGUCAAUAAAACAAUCAUAAAUUACAAGUUUUUAUGCCUUUGUAUGGGUGCACAACCAAGAUUAAUCCCUGAAGCAGAGAAUAAUCCAUUUGUAAUCGGCAUUCGUGACACUGAUUCAGUUGAAUCUUUCAUACAAAAACUAAAAACAAGCAAAGAAGUUGCCAUUGUCGGUAAUGGCGGGAUCGCUUCCGAGUUGGUGUACAAGAUUGAAGAUACCAAAGUGCAUUGGAUCAUUAAAGAUAAACAUAUAACAGCGACUUUUAUCGAUCCAGGCGCUGCAGAGUUCUUAAAAGAUAGAUUAAACAAUAAACAAAAGGAGCAAUCGGUUGAAAACGCACAGUUUUCACAGCGCAUGCGUUAUGAAACCGAUCAAAACAUCAAAAAAGCUGGCGCAGCGCUAGGACCUGACUGGUAUAAACAUUUAGACAUUAAAGGAGCGCUAAAUGUGCCGGAAACUGUACAGAUUCAUUACGAAACAUGCAUACAAAGCAUAAAAACCACCCAAAAUGGUCUAAUUGUUAAAUUGACAGAUGACAGCGAAAUAUCAUGUGACUUAUUGGUAUCUGCAACCGGAGUUACACCAAAUUCACACUUUAAAAUAUCACAGCCAUUGCACACGUCACAAGAUGGCGGCAUUCUUGUAAAUGAAUUCAUGCAGAGUUCAAAUGAAAAUAUCUACGUUGCUGGGGAUUUAUGCACUGCAAAUUGGCAAUACGCACCGCAAUGGUUCCCCAUGAAAUUAUGGACGCAAGCGCGACAAAUGGGUUGUUAUGCUGCGCGCGCAAUGUCCUCAAAACACUUAAACGAAGAAAUCUACCAAGACUUUUGUUUCGAGGUAUUCACACACACCACACGACUAUUCGGCUUUAAAGUAGUCCUAUUAGGUCUACACAAUGCGCAGAAACUCGGAAAAGACUACGAAAUCUUAUUCCGCAUGACUAAAGAUGUAGAAUACAUCAAACUAGUUCUGCAAAAUGGCCGAUUACAGGGCGCUGUACUGAUUGGCGAUACCGACUUGGAGGAAAUGUGCGAGAAUCUAAUCCUCAAUCAAAUCGAUUUGUCUGCGCACAAGGACAGCCUACUGGAUCCCGACAUCGAUAUCGAAGAUUACUUUGAUUGAUUGAUAAUAUUGUACAAUGUUUAAUAAAUAACAAAAAUCAACAAA